AUGGCCAAACAGAAUCGUACCACAAUGACAGAGUUCAUUCUUGUGGGCUUCACAGAUCACCCCGAACUGGCAGUUCUGCUCUUCUUCGUGUUUCUGAGUUUCUAUCUUGUCACUAUUCUGGGGAAUGUGGGACUGAUUAUUCUAAUCCAAGUGGAUGUCCAGCUCCACACCCCGAUGUACUUCUUCCUGAGCCACCUCGCCCUGCUGGAUGCCUGCUACGCCUCAGUCAUCACCCCUCAGAUUCUGGCCACGCUAGCCACAGACACAACGGUCAUCUCCUACAGCCGCUGUGCCGCCCAGUUCUUUUUCUUCACACUCUGUGCAGGCACAGAGUGUUACCUGUUGGCAGCAAUGGCUUAUGACCGCAUUGUCGCCAUUAGCAGUCCACUACGCUACAACGUGACUGUGACUCCAGGCACCUGCAGGGGCUUGUUGGCUGGAGCCUACAUCUGUGGGGUGUCGGGGGCCAUCCUAUGUACCACAUGUACCUUCAGCCUCUCCUUCUGUGAUGACAAUCAGAUCAACUUUUUCUUCUGUGACCUCCCACCCCUGCUGAAGCUUGCCUGCAGCCGCAUGAUACAAAGUGAGAUUGUCAUUCUCUUUUUUGCAAAAUUCAUGUUCCUGGCCUAUGUCAUGAUCAUUCUGAUCUCCUACAUGCUCACCAUCAGAGCCAUUCUGAGGAUGAAGUCUGCUGGGGCGCGAGCCAAGACCUUCUCCACCCACACCUCCCACUUCACCACUGUUGUCCUCUUCUUUGGGACACUUGCCUUCAUGUACCAGAGAAGUAACUCACACAAAUCCCCUGAGUAGGACAAGAUUGUUUCUGUCUUUUACACUAUAAUCAUCUCUGUGCUGAACCCCUUGAUCUACAGUCUGAGGAACAAAGAUGUAAAAGCUGCAUUCAGAAAGGUCAUUGGUAAACUCCAGUUCCCAAGGAAUGUAGCUUUAGGUGCUCCAUUACACACAAAAGGUUCACUCAUCACGAGCACCCAGAAAGAGGUUUUCUUCACCAAAGAUGGGGAGGUAGUGACAACCUUUGACGUCGAAAACAUCUACAUCCUCCCAGAUAAGACAGGACAAACAGCCAUUGUUGGACACUUUGACUUCAGAGCACCUUCUGGAAAAGAGCUUCUGAUAAAGGACAGUUUUAUUGUCUGGGCAGAAGGAUUCUUAAAGGUCCCGUCCUUGAUCUGCAAUGAAAAAUGUCCUGUGGGAACCAGGAAGUCAACCCUAUAUGAAGAAUCCAAAUGCUGCUACCUUUGCCUUCCCUGCCCCAGAGGAGAAGUUGCAAUGUCACCAGACAGUGCUUCAUGUCAGAAGUGCUCCGAGGACCAGUGGCCCAACGUGCUGCAGAGCCAACGCAUCCCCAGAACUCUCGACUUCUUGUCCUGUGGUGAGCCCCUUGGCACGGUGCUGGCCGUCUGCACAGUCCUGCUCUUCCUCCCUGCCCUGGCCAUCCUAGGCAUCUUCAUCUGGCACCACCACACCCCCAUCGUCCGAGCCAAUACCCGCCAGCCCAGCUACCUCCUGCUGUCCUCCUUGGCCCUCUGUUUCCUCUGCCCCUUCAUGUUCAUUGGCCACCCAGGCCCCUUCACCUGUGCCGUGCGCCAGCCAGCCUUUGAGGUCACCUUCACAGUCUGUGUGUCCACUGCGCUGGCCAAGACCAUCGUGGUGGUGGCAGCCUUCCAUGCCACCCGGCCAGACACUCAGAUUAGGAAGUGGGCAGGGCAAGUUCUCCCUAGCACCGUCCCCAUCAUCUGUUCCAUAGUCCAGGCAGCCUCAUGUACACCCUGGGCGGCCAGAUGGCCCCCACGGCCUGUGAACUCCACAGAGCCUAGGCCCACGGUGACUGUAAAGUGUGGAGAGGGCUCCUUGGAACCGUUCUACACCAUGCUUGGCUACUUGGGUUUUCCAGGUCUGCUCAGCUUGCUGGUGGCCUUUCCCGCCCGCCGGCUGCCUGACACUUUCAAUGAAGCAAAGCAUAUCACUGUCAGCAUGUUGGGCUGCUCCUACGUCUGGGUGUCCUUCAUCCCUGCCCACAUGAGCGCCCGCGGCAAACACACAGUGGCCGUGGAGGUCUUUGCCAUCUUGGCAUCAGGAGCAAGCCUAGCGUCCUGCCUCUUCUUCCCCAAAUGCUACAUCAUCCUUCUCCUCCCUGGAAAGAACAUAAAAGAACAAAGGUUUGGCCGACCCUGUCUCAAGUGA
Propithecus coquereli (Coquerel's sifaka) is the source of this 2205-nucleotide messenger RNA. RefSeq names its product vomeronasal type-2 receptor 26-like. The record is from RefSeq and is a predicted model, not a curated record. Lineage: Eukaryota; Metazoa; Chordata; Mammalia; Primates; Indriidae. Gene Ontology annotation, biological process: G protein-coupled receptor signaling pathway. Gene Ontology annotation, cellular component: membrane. The transcript is spliced from 4 exons. Gene Ontology annotation, molecular function: G protein-coupled receptor activity; olfactory receptor activity.